Messenger RNA from Neltuma alba, 3992 nucleotides. Its product is annotated as DNA-directed RNA polymerase 2B, chloroplastic/mitochondrial. Gene Ontology annotation, biological process: mitochondrial transcription. Gene Ontology annotation, cellular component: mitochondrial DNA-directed RNA polymerase complex. Gene Ontology annotation, molecular function: DNA-directed RNA polymerase activity; DNA binding. The record is from RefSeq and is a predicted model, not a curated record. NCBI's taxonomy places the organism in Eukaryota, Viridiplantae, Streptophyta, Magnoliopsida, Fabales, Fabaceae. The coding region runs from base 116 to 3196 and encodes 1026 amino acids. The transcript is spliced from 19 exons.
AUGUCAAAGCUUUUGCCGACGUCUUCGUUGAUUCAUUUCUUUUAAUCUCACCACUUCUAACUCUCAAUUAUAUUGAAUUUAUUUCAUUUCUGCGAACCAUUUUCGCAACAAUUUGAUGUUCAGUAGUAGACCCCCUUUAUUCACUUACAAUCUCGACAAGAGACUUGAUUCUUUCAUUCCUUUUGACAAGAAACCAAUUAUUUCCCAACCAAACCACUCGAGGAGUGGUACAAUUAUGUGGAGGAACAUUGCAAAACAAGCCGUUUCGAAAAGCAACCGGUUACGUUUUGAUUUGCGCCUUCCUCUAAAUGCUCAUAGUUCUUUUUGUCACUCUCAGGGUUCAACUUUGCCAGGAAGAUUUAAAGUUAGAUCCUUUGAGCCUAUGUCUGGAUUAAAAUGCGGAUCUUUAGGAAUGGGUUACAAUCCCCGGAGUAAUGGAAUUUGGUCGGAAGAAGGUUCUUUGUGGAAUCAUAGUAGUUCUGGUUGCUUGAGAAAUCAGAUUAAAGGCUAUGCUAGUGUUGCAGAAGCAGUAACCUCUACAGAUGUUGAGGAAGAUUCGCAUGAUGAAGUUGAAGACUUAAUGAAAGAGAUGAGGAAAGAAGAGAGGAGGCAGGCUCGAAUUAGGUGGCGAAAUAUGAAGAAUAUGGCUCGGGGCAUGACACAGUCAAAGUACCAGUUACUUAGAAGAAGGCAGGUUAAGAUUGAGACUGAAGCAUGGGAGCAAGCUGCAAAAGAGUACAGUGAACUUUUGAUGGACAUGUGUGAGCAGAAGCUGGCACCCAAUUUGCCAUACAUUAAAACUCUAUUCCUUGGUUGGUUUGAGCCUUUUCGGGAUGCCAUUGCCAAGGAACAAGAGUUGUGCCAAGCUGGGAAAAUUAAAGCGACACAUGCACCCUACUUUGAUCAGUUACCAGCAGACAUGAUGGCUGUUAUCACAAUGCAUAAAUUGGUGAGUUUGUUGAUGACUGGAAAUGAGCAUGGCAGCGUAAAAGUUGUACAUGCUGCCUGCAGUGUGGGUGAUGCCAUCGAGCAUGAGGUUAGAAUACACAAGUUCUUGGAGAAGACUAAAAAGAAAAACGGUGAUACAGCAAAGAAAGAAGGGGGAGAUAAGGUGAACGCCUUAAGCAGGGAACAGGAUAAGCUGCGGAAAAAAGUUACUGAUUUGAUGAAAAAGCAAAAGCUCGCUGUAGUGAGAAAGAUGGUGAAGGGCCAAGAUGAUUCAAAGCCAUGGGGAUCGGAUAAUAAGGCCAGGGUAGGAAGCCGAUUAAUUGAGAUAUUGAUACAGACAGCCUAUAUACAACCUCCAUCUGAUCACCCAGGGGAUUGUCCACCUGAUAUCCGACCUGCAUUCUUUCAUUCAUUCAAAACAGUGAUAAGACAUGGAGUGAAUUCAGGCAGAAAAUAUGGUGUCAUCGAAUGCAACCCUCUAGUUCUCAAAGGCCUUGAGAAAACUGCAAGAAAUGUGGUGAUUCCCUAUAUGCCAAUGUUGGUUCCUCCAGUUAACUGGAUUGGUUUUGACAAAGGUGGACACUUAUUCCUGCCAUCCUAUGUCAUGCGUACUCAUGGAGCCAAGCAACAGCGUGAAGCUAUUAAAAGGGCCCCUCUCAAGCAACUUGGACCUGUAUUUGAGGCCCUAGAUACCCUUGGGAAUACAAAAUGGAGGAUAAAUAAAAGGGUACUGAGCAUUACAGAUAGAAUUUGGGCCAGUGGAGGCUGUCUCGCUGACUUGGUGGACCGUGAUGAUCUUCCUUUGCCUGAGAAGCCUGAUACUGAUGAUGAAGCCCAGAUCAAGAAGUGGAGAUGGAAGUCUAAAUCUGUGAAGAAAGAGAACAGGGAGAGACACUCAAGACGUUGUGACAUAGAACUUAAACUUGCUGUAGCACGGAAUUUGAAGGACGAAGAGGGUUUCUUCUACCCUCACAACCUUGAUUUCCGAGGACGUGCAUACCCUAUGCACCCACACUUGAAUCACCUUGGUUCCGAUGUAUGCCGGGGCAUAUUGGAAUUUGCUGAGGGACGUCCUCUUGGAACAUCUGGCUUACAUUGGCUGAAGAUUCACUUGGCGAAUCUUUAUGCUGGUGGUGUUGAUAAAUUAUCUCACGAUGGUCGUAUAGCAUUUGUGGAAAGUCAUUUGGAAGAUAUAUUUGAUUCUGCAGACAAACCACUUGAAGGGAGGCGGUGGUGGUUGAAUGCAGAGGAUCCAUUCCAAUGCUUGGCUGUGUGCAUAGACCUCACUGAAGCCUUAAGAAGCCAUUCGCCUGAAACAUUUGUCUCACAUAUUCCUGUACAUCAGGAUGGUUCUUGCAAUGGCUUGCAACAUUAUGCUGCCUUAGGAAGAGACAAGUUGGGGGCGGUUGCUGUCAAUUUAGUUGCAGGAGAGAAGCCUGCAGAUGUUUACUCAGGGAUUGCAGCAAGAGUUUUAGACAUUAUACGAAGGGAUGCUCAGAAAGAUCCUGCAGUUUUUCCUGAUGCUUUGCAGGCGAAGACCUUAAUCAAUCAGGUGGAUAGAAAAUUGGUCAAGCAAACAGUGAUGACAUCAGUGUAUGGUGUCACUUACAUGGGUGCUCGGGAUCAGAUAAUGAGGAGGUUGAAAGACCGAGGUGUCAUUUCAGAUGAUAAAGAGCUAUUUGUUGCUGCUUGUUAUGCCGCAAAGGUAACCUUAACUGCUUUGGAGGAAAUGUUUCAAGCAGCACGGAGUAUUAUGAGCUGGCUUGGUGACUGUGCAAAAAUAAUUGCAGCUGAAAAUCAACCUGUGCGCUGGACCACUCCUCUUGGACUUCCUGUGGUGCAACCUUACCGUAAAUUGGGGAGGCAUUUGGUCAAAACAUCGCUUCAGAUUUUGACACUGCAAGAGGAAACAGAUAAGGUCUUGGUCAAGCGACAGAGGACAGCAUUUCCCCCGAAUUUUGUUCACUCACUCGAUGGUUCUCAUAUGAUGAUGACAGCAGUUGCCUGCCAUAGGGCAGGCUUGAAUUUUGCAGGGGUUCAUGAUUCCUACUGGACGCAUGCAUGUGAUGUGGAUGAAAUGAACAGAAUACUCAGAGAGAAGUUUGUGGAACUGUAUCAGAUUCCAAUUCUUGAAAAUUUACUGGAGGGCUUUCAGAGGUCUUUCCCUUCAUUAUCGUUCCCACCCUUGCCAGAACGGGGAGAUUUCGACUUAAGAGAUGUCUUAAAGUCACCAUACUUCUUUAACUAACUGAGAUCAUCCUUCAUCAGGCUUGGUAAUUCUAACUUUCAAGGCUUACCUACAGCAUCUAAUCUUUGAAUUUGGCUAGAAUGGAAGAUCUUCGACAAGUAUCCAUGCUAGAGGCUGUUACAGUGCCUUUAUAUAUCUUUAAAGGCAUUCAGGGUCUUGAGGAACGAGGACCAUUGGGAGGGAAAGGUGACAUUCACCAUUGAACUGAACUACUUGCAUACAGUUGUGCAGAACUACAAAUCAAUUGGCAAAUGUGGGGAUUUGGAUUCUUCCCAAGUUAUCUUUAGGGAGAGAGAUAUUUUCCACCGGGACUCAUUCGCAUCAUGCAAUUCACCACUCAAGUCUUACACUUGGAGUCGAUCUCCAAUGAAACUCGGAAAAUCUAACCCCGUUUUGAGGGGGUUCCUACGUGAUAAUGAAGAAUGUGGUAGAGCUUGUGCAAGAAGCUCUGGUCCGAUAUCGCCAUGCACAUAUUAUAAUACAAGAGUAACAAAAAUCCUUCUUGUUAUCCUGAGAAAAGUACUCAUGUAGCUUCAGUUUAAUUAGGAAUUAGCAAUUUUGUGUAUUUCUACAUUUUUGCUUUGGUAAAUAUUACCAAAAUUGUUUGAACAUGCAUACUCGCAGCACAUGGUGCAUGUGACUCGUGCUGCUUAUAGGAGAUGUAAAUUUUGUCUGACUAUGCAACUGGUUCUCUCUGGAUCAACUAAUUCUUGUAAAUGUGAUGUGGUUGAAUAAUAUAUAUAGCUCAUGUGAAAUUAUAAUAUAAUAAUUAGGCGUGUUUUCAUGCUUUUCAUGA